AACAGGCGCCGCGUGUCCGCGCCAUGGUGACUCGUUGCUCGAGUGCUCCGAAGCUUCGUAGAAUACGUGGAUGCGAGCGAACGAUGGCUAACACAAUGAGCCUGUUGUUUUCAGCCGCGAACUUCUUCCUGCAAACUUUCGACACGUAAAGAGUUGCAGUUCAAACGUGAAACGAGUGAACGGAAUGUCGUACUAUGUUACAAUUACGCGGCGAAACACAGCACUGAUAAUAGCGAUGAAUUGAUUUGGCUUCUUUGACACUCGUGAUGUUCGAGCACGAUCAAAAUCUGCACUACUACGAUGAUAUUUCGACGCCGCAAGCGAACGCGCGUGACGCACACGGACGGAUGUGAAGAUCACGAUCCAGACGACGCUAUGACUCACGAUCUAACGACCACUUUGAGAAGCGAGCUGGCGGCACUCGAAUACAAACGGGACAGGCUUAUGUCUGAGCUGCAGGAAAUGAAAAGCGCCGUGAGAUCGCGGGACCAGAGGGUCGUGGAGCUACAGGUAGAGGCGGAUCAGCUUCGCGAGCAAGCAGCCAGGCAGAAUGCCGUCAUCUCCAGUCUCAAGAAGCGCAUUCAGGAAUUGGAGGAGAGGGAGAGAAAUCUCUAUGCGUCCCAGGGCAGAAAUGAGAUCACGAUACAGGGUCUGCAGCGUGACGUAAAGUAUCACGAGGAAAAGGUCAGAGAGUACGAUAAGAAGAUUCGACAAUUGGAGCACAAUAUAUCCGAGGAGAUUCAAUUGAAGGAACGGGCACGUCUGAAUCUGCAGGAUUUCGUGCGAAGGUUGGCGCAUGCAUUGAACGUCGAGUACUGCGAGACGGCGUAUCACAGUACGGAGAUGGUGAUUCACAAGGCCGAGGAGCUCGUGCAAGAAGUGAACCGUUUGCGAACAAAGAGCACAAAUGUCGAAACUCAAUUGACGGGCGUCGAGGUGGAUUUUCGAACCUGCAGGGACGCUCUUGAUCGCUCCACUACGGAAAAGGAGCAAUUACAGAGACAAGUGUCCGUUCAGCUAGUCGACAUAGAUCGUUUGCGUCAGGAAAAGGAAUGCCUGGAAAUGCAAUCCAGGGUCGCCGAGAAGGACAUGAACGAUCUGAGAGAUAAACUUGUCAACGCGAAUAGGAGCUUAACCAGCGCGACGGGGAACAUAUCCAAUCAGGAGGCGCUGAUCUGCCAAUUACGAGAGGAUCUGAAAGCUCGUGAGGAGAAGACGCAACGCGUGCAAAAUGAAUUCCGUCACCUGCUAGAAUCGGUUGCGAUCCUUAUCAGUACACCGAACCGAUUCGUCGAGUCCCACGAGAACGCGAUCAAAGAUCGUAUUCGAGAAAUUCUGGCGGACAAUAAGGAUCAGUCACUGAAAAUACAAAGUCUUCGGGAAAAAGUGAACACGGCGACUGAGUCGACGAAUCGGCAGAGCGAGUUGGUCGAAUCCACGAUGAUGAAGGUACGCAGUUUGGAGGACGAGCGCGCCGCUCUGGAGGUUAAAAUACACAAACUCGAAUCCGAACUCACGAGCAGCGAUCUCUCCAGAGAGUCUUUACGCAGAGACAAGCAGACGUUCAUGACCUUCCUGGAUCGAUUGGGUAAGGCGAUGCAAAUGGACGAGAUCUCUCAGGAGAUCGGGCUCGAUCUUCAGACGGAGUCGCUGUUGGUGCGGGCCGAGCAGCUAGCCAGAUUGGAGACGGAUAAACUAGUCGACAAGACCUCCGUGGUUUAUCAGUUGCAACGUCGCGUGCGAACCCUGCGGGAGCAAUUGCAGCGCAGGGACCUGCACUUGGAUCUUCUACGUAGGAAGCUAUCUCUACAGGAGGACAGUGUGAGGAUGAAGUCGUUGUUGCAGAGCGAGCGUGACGAGGCGAAUAUACGCGCGAAGAAGCUGGUGAAACAGGUCGAGCGACUUCAGGUCCAAUUGUCGGAGGAAAAGUCGCGGAAUCGGGAGUUGAGCGCACAAUUGACGGAAGCCGCGGAUUAUAAGAUAGCUGCGCUUGAACGCAGCCGGAAGAUAGAGGAGCUCCAGAAGCGUCUCGUCGAGAGCGAGAUGCUGAGGACGCGUUACAACAGAAAGUUGACGAUGGCGAAGGAGCAGAUGAGGACCGCCGUGGAGACGGCCGAUCAGGAGAGAUCGAUAAACGACCAUUCCCUGCAGCUCCUCCGCGACGAGAUGGCACAGGUCAAGCAAAAUUUAUCCGAGGUCACGAGAAGAGAGUCCCAGCUUCAGAGCUUCCGCGUCUCCGUGGCGAAGUUACUGUCGGAGCCAAUCUGCACGCCCGAUUACGAGAUCAUUUCGCGGCUGCAGAAAAUGGUCGCGGCUCAUCGAGACUUUACGAUGCUCUCCCGCAGAUACGACGAGCCUUUGGAAACGAGCCCUUCGAGAUGCACCAGCAUUCAUCCGGUCCAUCCGCCGAGAUCGCCUGGUUCACGUUGCACCCGUUACGAGGACAGCGGUUUCGCGGACCCGCCCGACCUCCACGACAUCGACGACGAUUACAACAAGAGGCCAGUGAGAAGCAGCCUUCUUCCGUGACACCGGCCAAAGUUCAAGUUUUAAGCGUUUCCCGGAGGACAUUGUACGAUCUCUGUGUUCAAUCCACUUGCUGCUAAAUCGACCUCGAAUUCCCGAUCUCACACUUGAAUGACAGCCGCGAGUCGGAAAAACUGUUUAUCGCACAUCGUAAAGCGUUGCGUUUAUUUCGCAUAAACGAGCGACUUCUACGAGAUGAAGAAGACCAUUUGUUUAUCGAUCAUCGUUACAGCUUUAUGAAUUAGGCAACAGGCACGCCAUGAGAUCGCUCGCACGUCGAGCGUUCUCGAUGGCUUGCCCCCGGCACCCGAUGGCAUAAGCAUUGAGAAAUCAUCGAUCCGUGCUGUACGGAGGGAAUAGAAGAGAGGAAAUCGACCCGAUCGACGCGUUCGCAUGAAAUCGCAAUUUCGCGCUAAUUAUUAACCGGUAAGCGUGAGAAAUUCCUAACGGGUCGUCGUGUGGAAGAGCGAUACCGAGCGUGUAUCGAGCAUCGACUAUCGUGAACGAAAAUCGUCGAAAGUGUUCAGUGAAAAUUACGCGACUUGACUGUUCGCGUAUCUAUAGCUUUAAGGUAGUUUAUUUCGGAAAAAUUUACGAGUCGACCGCGUGGUGCAGACUUUGAUUUAUAUACGCGAAUAAAAUAGCUAUUAUACAUAUACGUCGCUCCCGAAAAAAAUCACCUGGAUGUGCCACUUGAAACAAACAGCAGUCAUUAAUAUGUAUCAAGAGUGGAACCGUAUCGAAUAAGACUAAUCAAGCGUGCGAAUUAUGUGCAAGUGACGUCAUGUGAAGUAAUAAAGGAUGUCAUUUUGUAAAGAAGCCAAUUUGCGAGGAAUUGUGAAAGUAAUAAUAUUUGAAAUACGAAUUAAAGACUGAUUAAUAGGA
This is a messenger RNA of Wasmannia auropunctata (little fire ant), 3411 nucleotides long. Its product is annotated as coiled-coil domain-containing protein 170. The coding region runs from base 301 to 2529 and encodes 742 amino acids. The record is from RefSeq and is a predicted model, not a curated record. The transcript has 15 exons. NCBI's taxonomy places the organism in Eukaryota, Metazoa, Arthropoda, Insecta, Hymenoptera, Formicidae.